Messenger RNA from Phytophthora nicotianae INRA-310, 2189 nucleotides. RefSeq lists its product as hypothetical. The transcript has 5 exons. NCBI's taxonomy places the organism in Eukaryota, Oomycota, Peronosporomycetes, Peronosporales, Peronosporaceae. Bases 44 to 1492 code for a protein of 482 amino acids. The record is from RefSeq and is a predicted model, not a curated record.
CGCGCGGGAAAAACGAGGGGGAAAGCUCGAAAGUGAAGCAGCCAUGGUGAAGGAAAUGCCGCUCGACAUCGGGCUACGUGUUGACGUACUGGACGACGAGGGUAUCUGGAACACGGGCGUGAUCGUGGACGUUGGCAAAGAGGCCGACGAGGACGAGGAUAAGGUCGAAGUUAAGUACGACGGAUGGGGAGACGAGUACAACCAGUGGAUUGGCGUGGCAACGCAGCGUCUUGCCCCGCUUCACACGUACACUAUCGUCAAGAAGUGCUGGGCCAAGCUCACGAAGUGGCCUUGGUGGCCGGCCUUCGUUGUACUACGCGCACCCACGACGGCGCUGGCAGCCCACGGCCUCGAGGAGGAGACGAAGCUGUACGUGGAGUUCUACGACUCGUUCAAUGAGGACAAACGCUCGCGUUGCUGGAUGCAGAAGAAGAACGUGGCGUCGUUCCGCGACAGCUUCGAGGAGCGCGCGUCCAAGAACAUUGGCAAGAAUUUCCCCAAGUUUGUGGAGGGCACUCAACGCGCCAAGGCCGGUACGUCGCCGUUGCUGUUCUCAGGACCGGGUACUUUGCCUAUUGAGUACUCUAGCAAGAUGGCUGAGCCGUUGGAGGAGAAGAGGAAGGAGUGUACCACGGAGCAGUGGUUCCAUCUGUACAGAGACUUUAGCAACCGCUACCAGGACCUGUACGGAUACUCUACGGCUCCGUCGGGGUCGACAACGACCUCGUCUCCUGGCCGCAAGUCGGGCAAGCGCGCUCCUGGUCGCCCCAAGAAGGUCGUGAAGCAGCAACUGUCAGAAGAUGAAGAUGAAAGUGAAGAGAAGGACGAAGAACCUGAAGCUGAUGACCCUGAAGAGAGCGGCAACGAAGAGGAGGAGGCCUCUGCCUCUGCACGACGGACAACCCGUCGCAACAAGCGCGCUGCAGCCCCAGCUCCCUCCUCGCGCCGCAGCACCCGACCCCGACGCGUUAAAGUAAUUGAGGUACUGACCGAUACAAGCUCUUCCAUGGUUGGUUCUUCCUUUUCUCCUGCUACAUCCGUCCGCGACGCAAGCUCCAGAUCCUCGAGCGUUGCGCGGGACACGAGCGUUGUGGCCAAUCGCUCGCUGUUUACAGUCAAUAAGGAGGCUGACGCGCAGUCUGCGGUAGAUACCCUGGAAGCCAAGAAGCCUGCUAGCUCGCUGGACACUGAAGAGCAGAGUGAAGACCUCGUAAUGGACGAGUGCAAGCCUGCGGCUCCGAUCGAACUCAGUCGUCCUGAGCUCAACCUUGAGAGUGCGACAGGCAGUAGGCGCCGGAAGGAUCGACCUGCCAAAUUGUCUGAGCGCGCUAAUGCUGCUAAGAAACCGAAGACUGAGGGACACACUACUGAGCAAGACCCUGAUUUCUAUCAGGACUGGUCUGGUGGGUCUCGCUACGAAGUGGACAACAAGCCGUGGAGCAUCUUGGGAUGGAUUACGGAGGGCUUUAAGAGCAGACUGCAGCGGAAGUGAAGGGAAGCAAAUGUGGAGGAUGCUGGCCAUUCUCAUCUGUGUAAAUGAACAUUGUGCUGAUGUACUGAUGAGCCUUUGUUACCUCUUGUUUAAUGGUUUACUUUUUUCUGUCUUUCGCUGGAGUGAAGCACUUCGAGGAGACAAAUGCGGCUGCUCACGACGAACUUCUGCUAAUGUCGCUGGCGCUUGUGGAGAGAGAUUGAGACGAACUACCGAGUCAGCCUGAUGCGCUGCCAAUAGCGACUGAAACACUCCGUCCCGAUAAAUCUUUGGCACGGAUGCACCGACGUAACGUGGUGAAAUACCGGGUGCCAGUAAUUGAGAGCGAUGUAGCCAUUGCUUCUCACCGGAAAACGGAGAUUGGAUCGAAGGAAAACGCGGGUUAUGCUCGUAAUACAUUGUCCUGUCAGCAGCUAAUGGAGAACGAGGCGAAGAUGGAUCUCGCCUUCUAGCACUACUGUCUCUAUGACUGGAUGAAUUAUCGUCGUAGAAUUCACACAGUGAACGUGAAAGAGGAUCCACGUCACGUAAAUUUUCCCAGGAUGGAGCACUUGCAACCCACUGGAUGCCACGCAAAGCAGAGAAAUACACACUUUGGUUAUGUGCACCGAUGAAGAACUCGCACACGAUACCUGGUAAAAACAGAAAAAUAAACAUUCGUAACUACAUACUUCGAAGUAGUAAUAUCGUUGGAAAC